Molecule: messenger RNA, 1538 nt
Organism: Chenopodium quinoa (quinoa)
Lineage: Eukaryota; Viridiplantae; Streptophyta; Magnoliopsida; Caryophyllales; Amaranthaceae
Product: cytokinin riboside 5'-monophosphate phosphoribohydrolase LOG8-like
Exons: 6
Coding region: 524-1264 (246 amino acids)
Biological process (GO): cytokinin biosynthetic process
Cellular component (GO): nucleus; cytosol
Molecular function (GO): hydrolase activity, hydrolyzing N-glycosyl compounds
Source: RefSeq, a predicted model, not a curated record
GAAACCCCCUAUUGAGUAUUAGAGGACCCCUCACUUUCUUCUUCUCCAAAUUUUUUUGGUAGCAAAGAAAAACUUUGCUUUUACUUUCCAAUUUCUCAUCAUUACUUCAAAAUCCCACUUUUUUUUAUUACUCCUAUUAUUUUUUUUUUCCUUUCACCAUUAAUUUUUUUUUUCCUUUCACCCUUAAUUUUUUUUUUCCCCUCAAUUUAUAUUUUUAUGAUUUUUUGAAUAGCACUUUUUCUGUAUUUGAUUACAAUAAAUAAGCUAACUUUGUGUCACAAAAUUUGGAGACCAACCCAAACUCUCUUAUUUUGUUAUCUUUCUGGGAUUUCCCAACUUUUUAAUUUUUGGUUGAUCUAGAAAUCUAAGUAGCACUUGUCUUUUGCGAUAAAUUUUUUUAUAAGCUUGCGUUAUCUACAAUUCUUUCUCACUCAAUGCUUUGAAAACUUUGCAAAAUUCUAUCAAUUGUAUUUGUAUUAUUAUUACUCGUAUUAUUAUUUUGUUGUACAAUUAUUCCUUGAAAAUGGAAGAUAAUAAUAUUAAUACAGGAAGUAAAUUCAAACGGGUUUGUGUAUUUUGUGGGAGUAAUCCUGGUUAUAGACAAGUUUUCAGUGAUGGUGCCAUUGAUUUGGGCAAUGAACUGGUGAAAAGGAAGAUGGAUUUGGUUUAUGGUGGUGGAAGUGUUGGAUUAAUGGGGUUAAUUUCCAGGAGAGUGUUUAGUGGAGGCUGCCAUGUUUUGGGUGUCAUACCUCAUGCUCUCAUGCCUAUUGAGAUAUCUGGAGAAUCUGUUGGAGAAGUAAGAAUUGUUGCAGACAUGCAUGAAAGAAAAGCUGAAAUGGCUCGAGAGGCUGAAGCUUUUAUUGCUCUUCCUGGUAUGGAUACUGCAUUUUUUGAGUUCCAAGCCUUCACAGAUGUGUGUACUUCAAUGUGUGUAAACAGUUUCAAUCGUUUCAUAGGUGGGUAUGGUACAAUGGAAGAGAUGUUGGAGAUGAUAACCUGGGCUCAGCUCGGAAUUCACAAGAAACCGGUGGGCCUUCUCAAUGUCGAUGGCUAUUAUGAUUGUUUGCUUCAACUUUUUGACAACGGUGUAAAAGAAGGAUUUAUCAAACAAGAUGCGCGUGAUAUAGUAGUAUCUGCCCCCAACGCGGAAGAGCUUUUGACGAAAAUGGAGCAAUUCUCUCCGUCACAUCAACAUAUUGCACCUCAUGAAAGCUGGCAAAUGCAGCAAUUGGGUGAAUAUCCAAGCCAACAAAAUGUUCAGUGAUUCUUCUCCAACUAUUGUAGGUACACAUAAUAUAUAGAUUGAUUCAGAUAAGAUGGAACCAUCAUUAAAGUUUGUUUAGGAGAAAAAAGAAAAAGAAAAAAAGGUGCCUUCAAACAAAGGCCCUGUUUGCUUGUUUGGUUUUCCUACUCAUUAGAUUUUUCUGAUUCUGGUGAAAUGCUUUUUGCUGCUUGCUUGUAACUCAUUGGACCUCGAUAUUAUGUUCGUCAAUGCAUAACUUAUUUUAUCUAAUGUUCCAUACUGAUGUUAAUUGCAA